GUGUCAUUGGCCGAUGAAUGUUCCUUGAAUACCUACUCAACUCACUCCGCGUCGGUAUCUCGGGCGGGUCGGUUGCUACCGCCGUCCUUUCGCGAGUGUUGUGCUUAUAAGUGUUGUGUGAGCUACGGUGAUACACCACUCCUACCACACAGAUUCGGGCAGCGCCCGGCCGCAGCGCGGCUACCCCAGUUUCGUUUUUGUUUCGUUACCCGCAUUUUCCUUUGAGUUGAAGUGCAGUGUUGUGAAGUGUCGAAGUGACGGUGCUAUGGCGUUGCCGGUGGCUCAUGUGGCCCUCACGGCGCUGGUUCUUAUGGGAUCAGUGCUAGCCGAGGAUGAAACGAUAGGUCCGAUCUUCAUGAAAGAACCUCCGAACCGAGUGGACUUUAGCAACACGACCGGCGCCGUAGUUGAAUGUGCCGCUCGAGGAUCCCCUACUCCUGACGUCAUCUGGGUCCGAUCUGAUGGUACCGCUGUGGGCGACGUGCCUGGCUUGCGACAGGUCCUGCCAAACGGCAACCUGGUGUUCCCGCCGUUCCGCGCCGAGGACUACCGCCAGGAGGUGCACGCGCAGGUCUACGCGUGCCUCGCGCGCAACCCCGUCGGCUCCAUCCACUCCCGCGACGUCAACGUGCGAGCUGUUGUCGCCCAGCAUUACGACACUGAUGUCAACAAGGAGUACGUCAUUAUGGGCAACAGCAUUGUGCUGAAAUGCCAGGUCCCGUCGUUCGUCGCCGACUUCGUAGAGGUUCUCUCGUGGCACACCGACGAUAACCAAGACUUCUUACCUGGCAACGACUACGAGGGAAAGUACUUAGUACUGCCGUCUGGAGAGCUACAUAUCAGAGAUGUCGGACCCGAGGAUGGAUAUAAAUCGUACCAAUGUCGCACGAAGCACAGGCUUACGGGAGAAACUCGACUUUCCGCUACUAAGGGACGUCUCGUCAUCACUGAACCGCUGGGCAGUGCUGCUCCCAAAGUGGCUAUGAAAAUGAUCGACAUCACAGAGGCGCAAUCCAAUAAUACUGUUACAUUGCUAUGCCCGGCUCAGUCUUUCCCUGUCCCAAUAUUCAGAUGGUACAAGUUUAUCGACGGCACAACGAGAAAGCAGCCAGUUACGCUGAACGACCGAGUGAAACAAGUAUCUGGAACUCUGAUUAUCAAAGAAGCCAAGGUCGAGGAUUCUGGAAAAUACCUGUGCGUGGUCAACAACUCUGUUGGUGGCGAAUCAGUGGAAACAGUACUAACAGUAACAGCUCCUCUCAAGACGACCGUGGAACCAGCUACGCAAACUGUCGAUUUUGGCAGACCCGCGGUAUUUACCUGCAAAUAUGAAGGCAACCCCGUCAAAACGAUCACCUGGCUCAAGGACGGCAAGGACAUGAAGCACCACGACCCUCAGCUCAGGAUCGAAUCAGUGAAGAAGGAGGACAAGGGAAUGUACCAGUGCUUCAUUAGGAACGACCAGGAAAGUGCAGGAGCUAGCGCCGAACUUAAACUUGGAGGACGAUUCGAACCCCCCCAAAUCCGCAAGAACUUCCAAGAGCAGACCCUCCGCUCCGGCCCAUCUCUACGUCUCCAAUGCGUCGCGUCCGGUAACCCCACUCCUGACAUCGCCUGGCUUUUGGACGGAGAGAAGUUAUCCAGUGGAGAACGCCUGCAGAUCGGACAGUUCGUUACCGCUGACGGCAACGUUGAGUCGCAUCUGAACAUCUCUUCUGUACACACUAAUGAUGGUGGAUUGUAUUCCUGCAUCGCUUCGAGCAAGGUUGGCAGCGCAUCGCACUCGGCCCGCGUGAACGUGUACGGCCUGCCGUACGUGCGGCCCAUGAAGAAACGGCCCGUCGUGGCCAGCGACACCCUGAUCGCUCACUGCCCCGUCGCCGGAUACCCCAUUGACUCUAUCGUGUGGGAGCGAGACGGACGCGUGCUGCCAAUCAACCGUAAACAGAAAGUAUUCCCGAACGGCACCCUGGUGAUCGAGAACGUGGAGCGCAACAGCGACCAGGCCACCUACACCUGCGUCGCCAAGAACAGCCAGGGCUAUAGCGCCCGGGGAACGCUAGAGCUGCAAGUCAUGGUUCUUCCUCAAGUGGCGCCCUUCGACUUCGGGGAGGACACGUAUAACGCGGGAGACACCGUGUCUCUAACGUGCACCAUCACUAAGGGCGAUAUGCCGAUCGAGAUAUCUUGGUUGUUUGACAACAAGCCCGGCGACUUACCUCUCAACAUUAAAUGGCAUUUCCAUGGUUACGACAAUGCUACUUCAGAACUCGGCAUCAUGACGACUAAAAUGACCUCGCGUACCUCAUUUCUAUCAAUCGCCGCCGCUACCGCCAGCCAUAGUGGCAACUAUACCUGCGUAGCUGCCAACAGCGCCGGCUCUACUAAUCAUACCACUAUCCUUAAUGUUCAUGUGCCCCCGCGCUGGAUCCUCGAGCCCACCGACAAGGCUUUUGCCCAGGGCUCGGACGCUAAGGUCGAAUGCAAAGCCGAUGGCUUCCCCAAGCCCCAGGUCACAUGGAAGAGGGCUGAAGGGGAUACGCCUGGCGAUUACAAAGACCUUAAGCCAAACAACCCUAAUGUAAAAGUAGAGGACGGAGCUCUGUCGAUUGCCAAUAUUCAGAAGACGAAUGAGGGUUAUUAUUUAUGUGAGGCUGUCAAUGGAAUCGGCUCAGGAUUAUCGGCUGUCAUUCUGAUCAGUGUACAAGCUCCUCCUCAAUUCGAAAUCAAAAUGAGGAACCAAACCGCCCGCAGAAGCGAGCCCGCUGUACUGCAAUGCCAAGCCAAGGGAGAAAAGCCCAUUGGAAUUAUCUGGAACAUGAAUAACAAACGUCUGGAGCCCAAAUCGGACCCCCGCUACACCAUCCGCGAAGAGAUCCUGCCCGGAGGAGUUGUUUCCGACCUGAGCAUCAGGAGGACCGAGCGAUCUGACAGCGCACUCUUCACCUGCGUGGCCACUAAUGCCUUUGGCUCUGAUGAUACUAGCAUCAACAUGAUUAUCCAAGAGGUACCCGAAGCUCCCUACGGCUUAAAAGUUCUGGACAAGUCCGGUCGCACCGUGCAGCUUUCCUGGGCAGCCCCGUACGAUGGCAACUCGCCUAUUAAGAAGUUCCUCAUUGAAUACAAGCGCGCCAAGGGAAGCUGGGAUAAAGAUAUUGACAGGGUACUGGUCCCCGGCGACUCGACCGAAGCCGGCGUGUUCAGCCUCCGCCCCGCUACCGCCUACCACAUCCGCAUCGUCGCUGAGAACGAGCUGGGCACCUCCGAACCCUCGGAAACCGUCACCAUCAUCACUGCUGAGGAGGCACCCACUGGCCCGCCACAAGACGUGAAGGUUGACGCUCAUGACAAGCACACCCUGCGAGUCACCUGGAAGCCUCCCCCAUCACAGGACUGGAACGGUGAACUACAGGGGUACUACGUUGGCUACAAACUGGCAUCAAGCAACAAGUCAUUCGUUUUCGAAACCGUCGACAUUUCCAAAGAAUCUGGCAAGGAGCACCACCUCGAUAUCAUGAAUCUGAAAACAUUCCACCAAUACGCCGUAGUAGUUCAGGCAUUCAACAAGAUGGGUUCCGGUCCCGUGUCACAGGAAGCCCGCGCGUACACCGCUGAAGGCGCACCCUCAGCCCCACCACAAGACGUUCUCUGCACCACUUUGACUGCGCAAACCAUCCGGGUCUCCUGGGUCUCACCACCUCUUGCGGCUGCCAACGGACUGAUUAAGGCUUACAAGGUCGUGUAUGGCCCCAGCGACACGUGGUACGAUGAGAAGACAAAGGACACCAAGAUCACGGCAAGCAGCGAGACUAUUCUCCACGGACUGAAGAAGUUCACGAACUACUCAAUGGAAGUGCUCGCGACGACCAACGGAGGCGAUGGCGUCCGAUCUGCACCCAUUCACUGCCAGACUGAACAAGACGUACCCGAGGCCCCUCGUGCGGUGAAGGCGCUAGUGAUGGGCCCGGACUCGAUCCUGGUGUCGUGGCGGGCGCCCGCGCAGCCUAACGGCGUCGUCACGCACUACAACGUUUACACGCAAGCGCAGAACGCUGAGCCGCAUCCUAACAAGGUACCUGCAUCACAGACCAGCUACUCGGCGACUGACUUAAAGGCCGGCCGGUACGACUUCUGGGUGACCGCUUCCACCAUCAUUGGCGAGGGACAGCCGUCGGGAACCGCCUCCUGCAGCCCUAGCGACAAAGUGCCCGCCAAGAUCGCCUCGUUCGACGAAUCGUUCACCGCCACGUACAAGGAAGAUGUGAAGCUGCCGUGCCUCGCUGUUGGAGUGCCGCCUCCCAAUAUUAUCUGGAAGAUCAAGGGUCAGCCUCUAGAAGCGUCCGAGCGCGUCCGUCAACUGCCCGAAGGCUCCCUACAGAUCGCCGGGGUAGCCCGCGAGGAUGCCGGAGAGUACUCUUGCCAUGUCGACAACCAGUUCGGAACGGACACCGUCACACACACACUCUCAGUUCUCGCCCCACCAUUCCCCCCGCAACUGAGCAUCGCUUCCUCCUCUGUGUCGUCGCUCACCCUUCGGCUGAAGCCCUCCGACAACGCGGACCAAUCCCCGGCUGCCGGCUACACCAUACACUACAAACAAGAGUUCGGAGAUUGGGAAACUGUACAGAUCCCAAGCAACACUGACACUUACACCUUGGAAAAUUUGUUCUGCGGCUCUAGAUACCAACUCUACGUUACGGCAUACAAUGGCAUCGGCACGGGCGAGGCGUCCGACGUGGUGAUCGCCCGCACCCGCGGCUCCAAGCCGCCCGUGCCGCGCGCCGCCGACUUCAUCGAGGUGGGCUCCUCCAGCGUCACCCUGCAUUUGAAACAGUGGCUGGACGGAGGCUGCCCCAUGAGCCACUUCGUCGUUGAGAACAAGAAGAAGGGAGCUGCUGAAUGGAAUCAGAUCUCGAACGCUGUGAAACCAGGCGGAAACUUCGUCGUUCUCGAUCUGGAGCCCGCGACGUGGUACGUGCUCCGCAUCACCGCGCACAACAACGCCGGGUUCAACGUCGCCGAGUACGAGUUCGCCACGCUCACCAUGACUGGCGGUACCGUCGCGCCUCUCCCAGGCAAUGCUGGUGAUGGAAAGGAGCUGCCGCCUUGGAUCAAAGCGUGGUUGGAGCCCGAGGUUUUGGUGCCGAUUCUGGCGACUAUAGUGGUGUUCGUAGUGGGGGUGGUGGUGAUUUGCCUGACGCUGGCUAGGAGGAACACGCCGCACCGCCUGCGAGGUCAGAAGGACGUGUACGACUACGACGCCGUGUACAACGCGUCGCAAGCGGCCAUGGGCGGCGGCGGCGGCACGCUGGACAAGCGCGGGGGGCUGCGCGACGAGCUCGGCUACAUCGCGCCCCCCAACCGCAAGCUGCCCCCCGUGCCCGGCUCCAACUACAACACUUGCGACCGCGUCAAGCGACAGGCUGUCAUCAUGAACGCGCACUCGACGUGGGAUCCGCGCCGGCACCACUACGAGCGCGUGCGCCGCGCACACCAGCGCCGCGGCUCCGGCGACACCAAUUCCACAGGUAUGGAGGACGAGAUCUGCCCGUACGCCACGUUCCACCUGCUGGGCUUCCGCGAGGAGAUGGACCCGAGCAAGGCGCUGGCGUUCCCGCACGCGCACGCGCACCCGCACGCCGGCACGCUCGCGCACCCGCACCCGCACCACCCCGCGCACUCCCGCGCCGGCAGCCAGAGCAUGCCUCGCGCCAACAGCCGCUACGCCCGCAAGAACUCCCAGGGAGGACAGAGCGCCAUCUACUCCACCGCCCCCGAGUACGACGACCCGGCCACCUGCGCUGAAGAGGACCAAUACCGCGCCCGCUACUCCCGACCGAUGUACGCCUGCGGCCCCGAGUACGACGAGCCCGCGUGCUGCCAGCCCGAGGACGAGCAGUACACCGGCGCCUACGGCACGCCCUACUCCGACCACUACGGCUCCCGGCCCAGCAUCGGAACCCGCAAGUGCGGCGGGUCGCCCGAGCCGCCGCCGCCGCCGCCGCGCAACGCCGCCGCCGACAACAACUGCUCCUCCUCCUUCAACGAGAGCAAGGACUCCAACGAGAUCUCCGAGGCCGAGUGCGACCAGCCCCGCAACUAUCCCGUGAGGGCCCACACUGCCAAGGACGGCAUGCACACCGAGGAAAUGAGGAAACUCAUUGACAGACCAGAAGCAACCACCCCAGUCCCCCAGCAAGCAGUCCACGGGCGGGGACUCACAGCCUACGAUACUGUGGCAGUGUAACCUGUAGACCCGCACCGACCCGGCGACUGCGCCACGCUCCACCACCCGCGCUCCAACCUCGCCGUCUCGCUGAACUAAAACUUUACGUUCUCCUUUCAAUUGCUCAUUAUUUUUC
This is a messenger RNA of Cydia fagiglandana, 6362 nucleotides long. RefSeq names its product cell adhesion molecule Dscam2 (gene Dscam1). Gene Ontology annotation, molecular function: cell-cell adhesion mediator activity. NCBI's taxonomy places the organism in Eukaryota, Metazoa, Arthropoda, Insecta, Lepidoptera, Tortricidae. Gene Ontology annotation, biological process: dendrite self-avoidance; homophilic cell-cell adhesion; axon guidance. The transcript has 42 exons. The record is from RefSeq and is a predicted model, not a curated record. Gene Ontology annotation, cellular component: plasma membrane; axon. The coding region runs from base 266 to 6247 and encodes 1993 amino acids.